GCCAAUGUUCGUGAUGGCGAGAAUAUGAUAGUAUAAUGUCUGAAGAAAAUGAACAUCCUACAUCGAAUAGUGACGUUGCAACAGCAGGACAAGUAGUGGAAGACGUCGCUGAAAUUCGAGAUUAUGAACAAUGUGGAUGUCAGAUUGGAUGUGGCAACAACAAGAGUAGAAGGAUACCAUGUCCUAUGUUCAAUUACUGCAACAAUGCAAAGGGAGUCUUGGUAUUUCUUAGCGUUGUUGCCCUGUUUCAAGGUUUUGUGAUGAAUGGGCUUAUUAAUGGAGUAAUCACGACUUUAGAGCGAAGGUUCAGUCUGCAGAGUAGCGAAACAGGCCUCAUUGCAAGCUCAUAUGACAUCGGCACCUGUUUCAGUCUGCUUUUUGUUACUUAUGUUGGUGGAAGAGGACACAAACCAUUAUGGCUGGGAUGGGGUACCAUGUUAAUGGGUGUCGGUUCUAUUAUAUUCGCAUUACCCCAUUUCAUUGCCCCCUCUUAUAUUAUACCAGACAGUGUAAAUUGCGUCAAUAUUUCUUCUGCAUCCUGCGGCGAAGCCAGUAUCCGAGUUUAUAGAGGUUUUUUCAUUACAAGUCAAUUGUUACACGGUAUUGGAACAACGCCGCUGUAUACACUUGCACUUACUUAUCUUGAUGAAAACGUUAAACAAGUUUAUUCUUCGGUAUACCAUGGUGUAUUUUAUGCUGUUUCUUUAAUCGGGCCAGGACUUGGCUACCUACUUGGUGGACAGCUUCUUAAUAUUUACACAAAUCCAGGAGAAAUAGUCGAUAUCACACCAGACAGUGUAUUAUGGGUUGGAAAUUGGUGGGUUGGAUUUCUGAUCGGAGGAUUUUGUUUCUUUCUCCUUUCUAUUCCUAUUCUAAUGUUUCCAAAGCAACUCCCUGACACAGAUAAACACAGAAAGAGUAGAGCGAAUGAAAUGCAUCAAAAUUCUGACGCUCUCAGAGUAUGCGAUGAUGAAGAGUUUGGAAAAAGUGUUCGAGAUGCCCCUCGUUGUCUUUGGAUUUUAUUGAAAAAUCCGACCAUUGUUCUAAUAUCACUCGCUGGCGCGAUGGACAACGGAAUUAUUGCUGGAGUGGCAACGUUCGGACCAAAAUAUUUCGAAUCAAUGUUUUCGUUGACAGCGGCGUAUGCAGCGUUUCUUAUUGGUCUUAUUGCAAUUGUGUCAUCAGCAUUAGGUCAAAUUAUCGGUGGAGUUGUUGUUUCAAAGCUAAAUUUCACUGUUAGGAAAAUGUUGGGGAUGUGUACAAUUUGUUCAGUUCUCGGGCUCGCAUGUCUUUUUAUUUUCAUCAUGAAUUGUGAAAAUACAAAAAUUGCCGGAGUAACCAUACCGUACAAUGGCCAAAGUAAUAUCAUUUGUAACACAACUGCGUGUGGAUGCAGCACGGAAUUUUACGAUCCGGUAUGUGGCGCGGACAAUAUGACAUAUUUAUCUUACUGCGACGCGGGAUGUGACCAAGUCAGUGCGAUGAAUUUUGACAACUGCUCAGGAGUAUUGGAUUCAUCCUCAAUCAGCGAAGUUUCAAUGGCGUCAGCAAUUAAGGGAAAAUGCGUACAAGAUACAUGUCAAAACAUGGGACUAUUUGCAGUCAUCAUUGCACUAGCAGUGUUUUUCAUAUUUUUAAGCGCGCAGCCUGCAUUACAGGCUUCUCUUCGGGCUGUCCCUUAUUUUCAGCGUUCAUUUGCAAUUGGAAUACAGUGGCUGAUCCUACGACUGCUCGGAAGUGUCCCCAUGCCUAAUAUACUCGGAGCAGUUUUAGAUCUGUCCUGUACGGUAUGGGGAAUGCAAUGCGGAGUCUGUGGAUCUUGCAAAAUAUAUAACAACCAAGAUAUGUCAAAGUAUAUGACGAUUGUACUAACAGUGGUGAAGGCGUUUUCGGUGUUUUUUUUCGCGUUGGCGUGGAAGACCUACAAAUCACCGCCACCGAAAGCCGACGAAUCCGAGAGUACCGCUGUUAAAACGUCGUGUUCGCCUACAAAAUCAGCUGACGCAAUUCAAGGAAUCGCCAUGACUGAAGUUGAUCACAAGAAAACUUUACCGGAGGAUCGAAGCCAUGAUAAUCCGAACUUUGUGCCCGAUUCGUAAUUUAACGUGGUGUCGGAGAACUAAAAUUAAGUGCUAACGAGAAUAUACUGAAAAGAUAUUCAGCCAUAGUGUACCUCAUAUAUUCCGUCAAGAACACUGCAGACGAGAAACGACGAAAAUGUCUGCCGAAACGAUAUUUCCCGGACAUCGUGAGUGCAGCAAUUUGAACAAAUGCUUUUCUUGGAAUGAAGAUAGUUACAUGACAAAUUGAAAAAUUGAUUUCAUUGACAACGAAAAGAUUGACAUUCAAACUGUUUUUUGAAUAUAGUAUGUAGGCUAUACUGCCGAAAUAACGUUACUAACCCUACGUAUAUAGGCUAAGUAAUUUGCUAGGAUGAUAAAUUAAUUUGAGCUAAAUGUGAAUCAGUGCAAUUUCGUAAGCAAUUCCAUCAACUGAAUUUAUCUUCAAUCUACUUUUAUUAAACUAUAGUAUUUAUUUAUUCUAGCAUUUAAUAUUUGAUUUCAUAUUAAUGUGAUAAUGUUUAUGGCAAUAGACAAUCCAAUUGUAAAUAAGUUUUAUUACGGCAAUGUCGUCAUGCACUAUUUUUUAAAUUUUUUGAAUGAUUAUUUAAGAGACAUAAAAAUAAAAGUCGGUACAGGUUUCCGCAAACUGAAAAUUUUUAUUAGUAUUCAAGUGGGCGACUUUAAUAGAAUAUGAGAUAUGGCAAUAUAUAGCCAGUGACAAUACAGAGCGCCUCCGUUGCGAGUGGACAACAAACAUUUCUCGGUCAGUAGACAUUUAUUGCAACGUUAAGGAAUUCGAUUCAAACAAGCCUGGUUCGUAAGAGUUCGGAUUUAACUCUGACGGUUACCCAAAACCAUAAAUUUAGAGCGCUUCUCGACAUUGUUUCCUCUUGAUGACGCAUACAUGUACUAGAAAAAUAUUGGCAUCGAAAAGGUCUCAUUUAAUAAUACUACCAGGGCUAUGGUUCUCCAAAAUAAGCC
Messenger RNA from Styela clava, 3044 nucleotides. Lineage: Eukaryota; Metazoa; Chordata; Ascidiacea; Stolidobranchia; Styelidae. The record is from RefSeq and is a predicted model, not a curated record.